AUUGUUGUCUUUCUUUAAUUCUCUCUUUCUCAUUACCGUCCAUCUUGCCGCAAGAUAGGACGGAUUCUGAUUGGGGAUCGCCUGCUCGUGCGUCCCGCUGCAGUGAGUGGAUCUCUAGCUGCCUACUCGUCCUUCCCGCACAAACUAUUUAAAUUUCUCCAAAGUUUAGGGUUUGGGUUCUGGUAUCUGAUCUGUUUAUCUAGUGGAUUCAGAGCAAUUGAAGUAAAGGCUGAGCUGCCCAUCCAUGGCAGUUAAUGAAAAAACUUAUGCAGCAAAAUCAGUUAAUUGGGCAACAAUACAAUUUUGGAGACAUGCAGUAGCAGCAGCAGCAGCAGCAGCAGCAAAGAUUGCUGGGGCAACACAAUAACGAUCAAAAUCUGCAGCAGCAGCAACAGUUAAUGGCUCAGCAGCAUAACCUCUUGAUUAUGCAUCAACAGCAAUUAGGCUCUCAGCAUCAGCAACAGCAGCAUUUGCUUGGAACCCAGCCUGACAACUCAAGCAUGCAAAGUUGCAAACUAAUCAGCACUCUGUACACAUGCUGCAACAGCCCAAGGUUCCAUGGCUGCAGGAAACUGCAACUAAUUUGUUGCCAACUCAAGGCCAGCAGUCACAAUCACAGCUUCCACAGCAGCAAUUGAUGUCACAGAUUCAAUCACUGCCGACACAAUUUCAACAACAGCUGGAUUUGCAAGAGCAGUCUAAUCCAUUGCAACAAGAUCUGCUGCCAAGGCUCCAAGCAUCAAGUCAAGCACCAGCUUCCUUGCUUCAACAGCAGAUUGUAAUUGAUCAACAAAAGCAAUUGUAUCAAUCACAAAGGCCUCUCCCAGAGACAUCAUCAACAUCUCUUCAUUUGACAGCACAAACCAUACAUGCAAACAGAGGUGAUUGGCAAGAGGAAGUUUACCAAAAGGAUAAUGUGGCCAAUCCAGUGCAAUCCAACUCUAGUGUCUGUAGCAAUGAACUCCAGGUUCAGCAGAAUCGGAUGGAUCCCAAUGAUUGGAGAGUUCACUGGCGGCCUGAUUCGCGUGAAGGAAUUAUCAACAAGAUAAUAGAGACACUAAAGAGGCAUGUUUUAUUUUCUGGUGAAGAGGGACUGCUAGAACUGAAGAAAAUUGCUGAAAGGUUUGAGGAAAAGAUUUAUGUGCAUGCUAUAAUCAAGUCUGGUUAUGAGCGGAAAAUAAGUUUUAAGAUGCUUACAAUGGAGAUCAAGCCAAAAAAAUAGUGUGCCCAAUUAAUCCCUGGUUCAGGAGGUAAGUUCAUUAAAGAGCAUUGCAUUUUACAUUAAAUCCAUUCCAUUGCAGUCCUCACUUUUUGUGCUUUUCAACUUCAAUGGUGGAUGGGUGGAUUGGUUUCAUGAGAGUAGCUGUAUGGGCAGCAUAUCUUGCAGCAGAAAUUAUCCGAGUAUUAUGGUUCAGGACUUGCUGCCAAUUUGAGCCAUCAUGAUGUAGAACUAGAAGUUGAUGCACGAACAUCAUUGUCGAUGUUUUUGUGCAAGGACAAAAACAAAAUCAAAUUUUCACGUGUGUUUCAACUGCUAAUUGA
Molecule: messenger RNA, 1542 nt
Organism: Hevea brasiliensis (rubber tree)
Lineage: Eukaryota; Viridiplantae; Streptophyta; Magnoliopsida; Malpighiales; Euphorbiaceae
Product: mediator of RNA polymerase II transcription subunit 15a
Exons: 9
Coding region: 536-1222 (228 amino acids)
Biological process (GO): regulation of DNA-templated transcription
Molecular function (GO): transcription coactivator activity; chromatin DNA binding
Source: RefSeq, a predicted model, not a curated record